Molecule: messenger RNA, 4630 nt
Organism: Haplochromis burtoni (Burton's mouthbrooder)
Lineage: Eukaryota; Metazoa; Chordata; Actinopteri; Cichliformes; Cichlidae
Exons: 3
Coding region: 1220-3097 (625 amino acids)
Biological process (GO): DNA recombination; DNA integration
Molecular function (GO): DNA binding
Source: RefSeq, a predicted model, not a curated record
GAAGGUUGGGUACAUUAGAAUAUCUUAAAUAUGAUCCAUAAGGAACACUAUAAAAACUAAUCCAUAAGUAAAUAUGAUAUAUGUUCAUAAUGAACCUUUUACAUCUGCACUUUUUACAUAUUUACUUACCAUGUCAUUAUUAAAGCUGCUAUACCCAAUUUGCAAAAACAAGUUAGCUUAACAUAUUUUUUUUUCAUGUUCAUAACAACAUUUUAACAAAGCAUAGCUAUAAAUGUUGUUUGGAGAUUAAAGAAAAAAAAAUGAAGUGGUUCUGUUGCAUUUGUCUAAAACCAUCAGCCAAUAACAUGGCUCAGUCCAGAAAAACGAUAGAACAGUCUUUCCUGACUCCUUAAAUUCUACAUUAACAUGGCUCCACCACACUAUGCACUGGCCUGUUUAGCAGCAAAGCACACCAGGGGGUGUGGCCUAUGGAUAAUAUCCAAUGGGAGGGGGGAGCCUUCUUGACCGUGUUUAUGCUUCCAUCUAGCCUGUUUUUUUAAAUUGGGGAAAGCGGCUUUAACUACCUUUCUUUUAUUAACUUAAUUUUUCUCUGUCUAGUUUGCUACCAGUCCUGGCACAAAAGAUGUUAUGUUAGCCACAAGGUGAACCUCACUGAACCUCUUCCAGAGGUAAGUGUUUUUGCAGAAUUCUUCUCAGUAAAAUAUGUAAGGUAAACAAAGUCUUACUUUGUGUUUUUGAUUGUUAUUAGGUCUUUAGUGAAGAUAGUUCAAGUGAGGGGGCUUCAUCAGAAGAGGAAUAUGUGCCAGAUUCUAUAGCUGACUCAGACAGCUCAUGGGACAACAAAUCAGAGCCUUUAAAUAUAAGUUGCAAACAAGUACAGAACUCUGAGAUCUCCAGCAGUCAAUCUGCUUGCAAAACGAAAAGACCUCGCCUAGAAAGUUUUUUAGAGAGCGUAGGACAAAGAAUUUCAGAAGAUGCCGAAUCAAUAUCUGAAGAUGGAAUUGGCACAAGACAGCUCGACAUAUCAGGGGUUAUUGCCACAGCAGAAAAGUCUGAUGCUGAAGGCAUUGUUGAUGACUCUAAUACUACGGCUGAAGAUUCCUUAAAAACAUCCUCCUCACUAAGAAACAAAACAUACUGCUACAUUUGUGGAAAACUACAGACAAAGUUUACACGUCAUUUAAAAACUCAUGAGAAAUCACAUGCAGAUGUUGCUCGAGUUUUAAGUCUUCCCAAGAAGUCCAAAGACCGUUUGAAAAUGCUUUCUAAGCUGCGAAACAAAGGAAACCACAGACAUAACUCGGAGGUCAUCGCAAGUGGGAUUGGAUCAUUAAAAACCAGACGCACAUCAAAAAAACCCUACAAAGGAAAAGACUAUAUUCACUGCAUUUAUUGCGAGGCAUUAUAUCUUAAAAGAGAUCUUUGGAGACAUGUUCGUAAAUGUUCUUCAAAACCAGUGGAGGCCAAUUCAGAGGGGGGACGAAAAAAGGUCUUGUCCCUGGCCUGUAUGAGUGAGUCAGCUCUGUGUCAGCAAGUUUCCCCCGGUGUUUGGAAGAUAUUAGCUGUCAUGAAAGAUGAUGAAAUAACUUCUACUGUGCGAAGUGACUUCUCUAUUCUUCAGCUUGCUCAAUCAUUCUUUAACAAACAUGGGAAAGAUCCCACCAAAUUUGACUACAUUCGCCAGACACUCCGAGAAUGUGGAAGACUUCUGCUCACACUUCGGAAAGAAUGCUCAAUACACACUUUUGAGGAUGCUGUAAGACCUGCAAAUUUCAAUGUGGUUAUCAAAGCUGUUAAGAAGGUGUGUGGGUAUGAUGAAGAAAAGAACUGCUACUCGACUCCAAGCCUUGCUUUAAAGUUGGGACACUCACUGCAGAAAGUCUGUGAUAUUAUACAUUGCAGAGCACUGAUGGCAGAAGACAGUGCACUGAUAAAGUCAACCCAGAGUUUCAAAACCCUUUAUGCUACAAAGUGGUCAGAACUCAUCUCCCAUACUGCAUUAACCACACUAAACGAGCGGCACUUCAACAAGCCUUCCACACUUCCUUUCACAGAAGAUGUUCAGCGUCUUCAUAGACAUCUGGAGAAGACUACAGAACAAGCACUGAAGGACUUGGAAGAGCAUAGUUCACCAAAAUCAUACAGUGAACUUUGUAAAGCUACCAUGGCAAAUGUAAUACUAUUUAACAGGAGAAGAGGGGGAGAAAUUUCAAAGAUGACACUGAAUGGCUUCCAGGAGAGAGACACUAGUACCCUGCACAAGGAUGUUGCAAUUGGACUGACAAAAUUUGAACUUUACCUUUGUCAACACUUCAGUCGUGUAGAAUUGAGGGGUAAACGAGGACGCAAGGUUGCAGUGCUACUUUCACCAGACAUGGUGAAUGCCAUAACACGGCUGACAGAGAAAAGACAAGACUGUGGUGUUCUGGCAGAAAACAUAUUCCUGUUUGCCAGACCUCAUUGUCUGACUCCCUACAGAGGACAGGACUGUUUGAGGAUUUAUGCAACUGAAUGUGGGGCUGAAAACCCCGAACACCUACGUUCAACGCAGUUGCGCAAACAUGUCGCAACUUUGUCUCAGAUCUUAAACCUCAAGAAUCACGAGUUAGACCAAGUUGCCAACUUCCUAGGUCAUGAUAUUCGUGUUCAUCGCGAAUAUUAUAGACUUCCAGAGGCUACUACCCAGCUUGCCAAAAUAUCCAAACUACUGAUUGCCAUGGAGAAAGGGUCUCUCAAAAGCCUUCAAGGCAAAACACUUGGAGAGAUUGAAAUCGAAGAUAACCUACAGUUGACAGAUUCAAGUGAAGAAAGUGAGGUCGGAGCGGAGCGUGAGGAGGUCGGAGCGGAGCGUGAGGAGGUCGGAGCGGAGCGUGAGGAGGUCGGAGCGGAGCGUGAGGAGGUCGGAGCGGAGCGUGAGGAGGUCGGAGCGGAGCGUGAGGAGGUCGGAGCGGAGCGUGAGGAGGUCGGAGCGGAGCGUGAGGAGGUCGGAGCGGAGCGUGAGGUCAAUGAAGGAAAUCUUGUAUAUCCACAGAUUGAUUCUAUAGAUACUAGAAUGAUGAAGAAAGUUGUCAAGGAACCUCCAGGUAUGUGUUUGUCAUCAUUUAUUGAAGCUUUUACCUUUGUAACUACUUCCUAGACACUUUUGCUAUCUUUGCUAUCUUUAUGUAAAAAAAAAAAAAAAAGAUAAUUCAUUACUAUCAUUUUUCCAGUGAUUGUUACCUUUGUCCAAAUGGUAAUUUAAAGAAAGUCAAGGAUCUUUCUAAAGACCAGCUCAACAGAAUAGAAAGGUCAGUUUUGGAGGAUGGUCAGGUAGGAAAUGCUAGUUUGAACAGGUGAUUUUGAGCUGUGAUUUAAAGUUCUAGAGAGAAUCUAAUGAGCAGAGGAAGUUCCAGAGGGUGCAAUUAGCAGUGGCAAAGGAUUGUACCCUCAGAUUUAUGAUUUUGAUGAUGGGGGUAAGGAGGUUAGUGUUAGCAGUGUUGUGGGAGAGUGACAGUAAAGACAAUCCCUCAGGGUGGCGGGGGCGAGGUUGUUGAAGGCUUAAAAGUUGAUUAGGAGUUUGCACUCAAUACUAUAGUCAGUGUGCAGCCAGUAAUGUUCUUUUUAGGAUGUGGUGAUAUAGUCUCUAGAUAUGUCCCCUUUUGCAUAAAAGGGGACAUAUUAUGCAAAACCCACUUUUUUUUGUUGCUUUUGUAUGUAUAUUUGGUUAUGAAUUGCCUCCCGACUCCUUAAGUGUAGGUUUUCAACAACUAAAAAAGGAGCUCUUUUAGGUCCCAGGUAGUGUAUUUUGCACAAUCCAGCAUAAUCACAGCCUCAGCACCUGUCCUCGUGGACAAUGCAAAGGCCGUCUUUGGGCUGUGUAGACUAAACACUAACUGUUCUUAGCAGGGCUGUAAAACUAGUGUGUGCAGAACUCAAUUCUUCGGCUUAUUUGAAGGAAGCCGAUUAUCGCCAUUAUAUUUUUGCAUCCUACAACCAUGUCAACUCACACAAUUGAGCAUAAUACGUCCUCUUUAAUUUAAAAAUUGUUUAAAAAGUAGUUUGUUUACAUUUAUUUUUUUCUGCUUCUAGCUUCUCUGGAAAAUGCAAGGAGGGUCAAAAAGCAUCCUUGGUCUCCCACGGAGGUUGCUGCGAUAAUGAAGUAUUUUGGCGAACAUAUCAAAAAAGGAAAACUGGCCACUAUUAUCGAAUGCCAGCAAUGCAAAACUGCAGAAGAUCCUGCUCUGGCUGGUCGUUCUAUUCAAAACAUCAGAGAUUUUGUGAGGAAUCGGGGCGUGUUGUUGAAGAAAAAAGAAAAUCCUAUGUAGAGGAGUCUACAUAACUCCAAAGUACUUCUUGGAGGAGUUACAAAAGAUAUUUUGUAUGUUUUGGUUUCUCAUUUAUUUAUUUUAGAAUUUUACUAUUAGAAGAUUGGUAAAUUCAUUUUGUUGACACUGUUUUAGUGCAUCUGAUCUAAGAGGACAUAUAAUUUUAUAUUGCCAGUUAUUUUCAUUUCUGUUAACAAAACAAUCCUGUUUUUGUAAAAUGCACUCAAUUUGUUCCUUUUAUUCACCUGUUGCCCUUUUAAUACACACAAAAUACAUGUUUGUGUAUGUGUAUGGCCUUUGUCCUGUUAAUAAAGUUAGCCCUGACAAUUACUGUUCAUGUCAGGGGGAGGAGCCAAGUUACCUAA